This is a messenger RNA of Gracilinanus agilis (Agile Gracile Mouse Opossum), 2030 nucleotides long. It is a transcript of the gene TNFRSF6B, whose product is annotated as TNF receptor superfamily member 6b. The transcript is spliced from 6 exons. The record is from RefSeq and is a predicted model, not a curated record. The coding region runs from base 1 to 1533 and encodes 510 amino acids. Gene Ontology annotation, molecular function: protein binding. Lineage: Eukaryota; Metazoa; Chordata; Mammalia; Didelphimorphia; Didelphidae.
AUGAAAAGUAAAAAGAUAGCUGUAUUUCAAGUUCGGGAGAAUGAGCUAAUAGUGUUGCUACAAAAAGUGAAACUGGAUGAAGGAGCAGGUUUUGGGGAAAGACAAAUUGGUUUCGUUGUGGAACAUUCAAAUGGACAGGCAGAGGAAACUGUUAAAGACCUAGAUGGAGGGAGGGCGGGACCUCCGAGCUCCCCCCAGCCAGGCUUAGGGGAAGAGGGAAGGGGCGGGAAGCAGGGCCACUCUAGAGGAGAGCUGGGACCCCGCCAAAGACCGAAGUCGGAGCCCUGGCUUCCCUGCCAUUCGUUCCAGGGCUGCUCGGGGCAGAGCCGGCGGAGUGGCGGUUGUGAUCCGGCCCGAUCCUCCGCCACCGUGGUCCUCAGUCCAACUCGCUUCAACGCGAGAGGCCGCCGGGCUGGGCGACGUCUCCGUGUCCGUCUCCCUCCUUAUAAAACGUUGUUAGGACCCAGCCGUAAUUCCAAAUAUGACGAGCACACUGGAGUGAGGGUCCAGAGCCCUGGUUCAAGAGAGGAAAGUCUUGAAUCCUCCUUCCAUGCCCUGAUGAUUCAAGGGCCCUUUCUUCUUCCAGAGUUUGAUCAGCCAUCCCAACCAAGAGCUAUGAACUUCAUAGCCCCCCAGAACACUGCUGUGUCGUCUUUGAGGACAGUCAAUACCCUUCUGCUGUUGGCUGUGAUACGAGGGGCUGCAGGCAACUUCCCCACCUAUUCUUGGCGAGAUGCAGAGACCCAGGAGUGGCUGCUGUGUCAGCAGUGCCCACCUGGCACCUUUGUGGAGCAUCACUGCAGCCACAGGAGCCCCACGAUCUGCCAGCCGUGCCCGUCACUGCACUACACACAGUACUGGAACUACCUGGAGAAAUGCCGAUACUGCAAUGUGUUCUGUGGGGAGCACGAGGAGGAGGCUCAGGCCUGCAACGCCACUCACAACAGAGCCUGCCGCUGCCAGUUGGGCUACUAUGCCCAUGCUGACUUCUGCAUUGAGCACUCGGCCUGCCCCCCGGGCUCUGGUGUGGUCAUGCUGGGGACCCCAAACCAGAACACACAGUGCCAGCCAUGCCCCAAAGGCACUUUUUCAAGCAACAGCUCCAGCACAGAGAGGUGCCAGCCACAUCGAAACUGCACUGCCCUUGAUAUGUUUCUUAAUGUACCCGGGACUUCAUUCCAUGAUGCCUUAUGCACACGAUGUGCUGGUUUCCCAAGCAGCACUCCUGAGCCAGAUGACAAGGAAUGUGAACAGGCAGUGAUCGACUUUGUGGCCUUCCAGAAUAUUUCACUAAAGAAACUGAUGAGGUUGCAGCAGGUCCUAGAGAGCACUGGUAGUUGGCAGAGGGAAUGGCCAGAGCCAGAGAGCCGGGCAGCUGUGCAGAAGAAGCUACUGCUCAGGUUAACUGAACUCAGUGAGGGCCAGGGAUCUCCAGCCCUUCUCCCCUGGUUGCUAUCGAUUUUUCAAAAAGCCAAGCUAACCACCUUGGAGAGGAAUAUCCGGAAGCGCUUCUCCUUUGACCUGAACGACUAGGCCACCUCCAUCCCCUGAGCCCUGAGUUUGCCCUAGAUUCCAUUAGACCAGCUCCUUCUCCAGGAGACUGAGCUCUGGAGCUAACUGUCCUGGGGCUCAGACUUCUUGGCCUCCCACCAUAAACUCUUUGGACCUAUUUAUUUCACAGCUUGGUAGUGGAGAGGGUGCAGGAGCUGGAGUCUACCUGAACUUCCUAGCUGUGUGACCCUGGGCAAAUCUCUUAACCCUGUUUGCCUCAGUUCCUAUGCAAAAUGAACUGGAGGAGAUGGCAAACCACACCAGUAUCUUUGCCAAGAAAAUCCAAAAUGGGUUCAAAAAUGCCUUGAACAAUUUCCAUCUCCACCAGGCCUCUAUUUUCAGGAGUCACGGUCCCUGUCCCUGAACCUCGCCAGGGGCUACAUUCAAAUUAAUGGUUUUUAUAUCAUAAUGGAAAAGUAUUUUUUAUAAAACUAUUUUGUGAGUCUGUCUUUAUUCCCAUUUCCAGUGCAUGGCACAUA